Coffea arabica (coffee) is the source of this 649-nucleotide messenger RNA. Its product is annotated as small ribosomal subunit protein eS30z/eS30y/eS30x-like. Gene Ontology annotation, biological process: translation. The record is from RefSeq and is a predicted model, not a curated record. Gene Ontology annotation, molecular function: structural constituent of ribosome. Lineage: Eukaryota; Viridiplantae; Streptophyta; Magnoliopsida; Gentianales; Rubiaceae. Gene Ontology annotation, cellular component: cytosolic small ribosomal subunit; ribosome.
CUUGCCCAGCGCCCGCUAUUAUUAUUAAUAUGUUUAAGACUAAAACCCUAAUUUUCGAUCUUCCGUUGUCCACCCUUUUCGCCCUUCGCAGUAUCAGCAGCUCCAAGCAGAUCUCUCAGCAGCUCAAACUCCAUAGCUAAUCAUGGGUAAGGUUCACGGUUCAUUAGCUCGUGCCGGUAAGGUGAGAGGGCAAACUCCCAAGGUUGCAAAGCAGGAUAAGAAGAAGAAGCCCCGCGGCCGUGCCUACAAGCGUAUGCAAUACAACCGCCGCUUCGUCACUGCCGUUGUUGGCUUUGGAAAGAAGAGGGGGCCAAACUCAUCGGAGAAGUAAACAUGAGGGCCAAGGCAUGGUAGUUUUAGUAGGUGUAAUUCUGUUUUGAGCUUGAUGCAUUGUGUUGUUGAUCAUGUUAGUACGCUUACUGUCAUUUUUGUUAAUUUAUGGUUAUCCUCUUCAUUGUAGACGGAGGUUUGUUUGAAUCCUUGAAAUGAGAUUGAAGGAAGGCUAAUUUGGCUGUUUUCUCCCUGAUUGUUUAUUGUUGUGCUUGCCUGUAGCAUAAAGGAAUAGGUUUCACAAAUUGUUAUUAGUUCUUGAGCACUAUUUUCGUUUGUUGCACUUGGAUUGUCUGCAACGGCCUUGCAACUUUAAGCA